AUGUCUUUCCAUCAGGACGACAAGCGCAGCGCCUCCUCUGGUGACGCAGAGAAGGGUAUCGACAUCCACGAUGUUGAGGCUAUCGCCCUUCCUGAGUUCGACGACCCGAACAUCGACAAAGAUGCUGCCAUCGCAGGUAUUUUGGAGGACGACUCGCCCUACCCAGAGGUACGAUCAGCCGUCGCUAACACCGAUGACCCGGACAUCCCUGUCUCGACCCUCCGUUCGUGGACUCUUGGCAUUAUUUGGGCUAUCCUCAUUCCCGGUCUCAAUCAGUUCUUCUUUUUCCGGUAUCCCUCCGUCACCGUCACUGGAGUUGUAGCUCAGCUGCUCUCUUUCCCUCUCGGUCGGGCAUGGGCACGGCUUCUCCCAAAUGUGAAGAUCUUUGGCAUUUCCCUAAACCCCGGUCCAUUUUCAAUCAAGGAGCACGUGCUGAUUACAAUCAUGGCAACUGUCGGCGCCUUUUCUGCCUAUGCUACGGACAUUGUUGCCGUCCAAAGAGUGUACUACGGCCAAAUUUACAAUUUUGGCUAUCAAUGGAUGCUUGUUAUGUCCACGCAGCUUAUCGGCUUCUCCAUUGGCGGCAUCGCCCGACGCUUCUUGGUUCAACCACCUUCUAUGAUUUGGCCACUCAACUUGGUGACUUGUGCAUUAUUCAACACGCUCCAUGCGCAAACCUAUGCUGGUAUGGGAAAUCGUGGGGGUGUUUCCCGUGAACGAUUCUUCCUCUAUGCAUUCUUGGCUUCUGCCAUCUGGUACAUCUUCCCGGCAUACCUCUUCCAAGCGCUGUCAUACUUCUCAUGGGUCUGCUGGAUCGCGCCAGACAAUGUCCCCGUCAACCAAAUGUUCGGCUAUGUCCACGGCAUGGGUAUGAGCUUAGUCACCUUCGACUGGGCCCAGAUCGCAUACAUUGGUUCCCCGUUGGCAACACCAUGGUGGGCUGAAGCGAAUGUCACUGCUGGCUUCGUAUUUUUCUUCUGGUUCUUGACACCAGUCCUCUACUACACCAACGCUUGGGACAGCAAGUACAUGCCUAUCUCCUCUCGUGGAUCAUUCGACAACACCGGUGCAGAGUACGAUGUGACCAAGAUCCUGAACGCAGAUUCGACUUUCAACGAGGAUGCUUACAAGGCGUACAGCCCGCUCUUCCUCUCCACGACAUUCGCGCUCUCAUACGGGUUGUCGUUCGCUUCCAUCACUUCUACCCUUACCCAUGCAUUCUUAUUCUUCCGAAAGCAAAUCUGGAAGCAAUCACGGCGCUCCAUUGGCGAGCAGCCUGACAUUCACGCUCGUCUCAUGUCUCGCUACCCACAAGUUCCCGAGUGGUGGUACGCAGUCAUCUUCUUGGUCAUGUUUGGAUUCGGUCUGGCCGUCAUCCUUGGAUGGCCCACCGCAUUCCCCGUCGGGUACUUUAUCCUGGCGUUGGUCAUCUCGUUCGCCUAUGUCAUCCCUAUUGGUAUGAUUCAAGCCAUCACCAAUCAACAGGUUGGACUCAACGUCAUCACCGAGUUGAUCAUCGGUUACGCCCUCCCCGGACGACCCGUAGCGAUGAUGAUGUUCAAGACCUGGGGAUACAUUACCAUGGCACAGGCAUUGCAAUUCACGUCGGACUUCAAGCUUGGCCAUUACAUGAAGAUUCCUCCUCGUCACAUGUUCUGGGCUCAAGUACUCGCUGCCGUCAUUGCCGGAACAGUCCAGCUCGGUGUCCAAGCCUGGAUGUUCACCAAUAUUCCCAACAUGUGUGACCCACAUCAGAAGGAUGGAUUCAUUUGCCCAAGCACAGAAGUAUUCGGCACCGCAAGUAUCAUCUGGGGUGUCAUCGGACCUGCUCGCCAAUUCUCCAAAGGUCAAGUGUACUAUGCGCUCUCGUUCUUCUUCCUGGUUGGCUUCAUCUGCCCCGUCAUCACCUACUUGAUCUCCUUGAAGUGGCCCAACAGUUGGGUCCGCUACGUCAAUUUCCCGGUCAUCUUCUCCGGAACUGGGCUCAUUCCACCUGCAAGCGCUGUCAACUACGUCCCUUGGGCUAUUGUCGGAUUUAUCUUCCAAUACAUCAUGCGCCGUCGACACUUCUCCUGGUGGACGAAGUACAACUACGUCCUCUCCGCCGCUUUGGAUGCUGGAGUAGCCAUCUCUGCUGUCCUCAUUUUCUUCAUCCUCCAGUAUCCCGCCAACGGUACUAUUGGUAUCAAUAACAUCCAGACAUGGUGGGGAAAUAGCGUCUUCCUCAACACCGCUGACGCCGCUGGCACGCCCAUGCUGACAGUUGCAGACGGCGACUUCUUCGGCCCGCGAACGUGGGCGUAA
Messenger RNA from Pleurotus ostreatus (oyster mushroom), 2304 nucleotides. RefSeq lists its product as uncharacterized. NCBI's taxonomy places the organism in Eukaryota, Fungi, Basidiomycota, Agaricomycetes, Agaricales, Pleurotaceae. Gene Ontology annotation, molecular function: oligopeptide transmembrane transporter activity. Gene Ontology annotation, biological process: transmembrane transport. Bases 1 to 2304 code for a protein of 767 amino acids. The record is from RefSeq and is a predicted model, not a curated record. The transcript is spliced from 19 exons.